AUGGAUCUAAGUAAAACAUUAAUUACCGAGAAAUCGAAUAAUUCAAAUAUUAGUGAAUCACUCAUCGAUGGAGAGACUACUUUUGAAUCGAUGUGUCUCGAUAUGAGAAUCAUUAAAGCAGUUAAAAAGAUUGGUUAUGAACAUCCAACGCUAAUUCAAGCAAAAUCUAUACCUCUAUCACUUCAAGGAAAAGAUAUACUUGCAAAAGCUAGAACUGGUAGUGGAAAGACUGCAGCCUACACCAUACCUAUCGUUCAAAAGAUUUUAAUGGCAAAACAAAAUACCAAAAUUCCAAGCAGUAAAGGAGCAGGUGUUAAAGCAGUUAUCCUCGUUCCAACCAAAGAACUUUGUGAACAGGUACAACAAAAUUUACUUCAAAUCUGUUUCUAUUGUACACAUCUUAUCAAUGUUGUUCAUCUUGGUAGCGAACAAUCAGUCGAUGAACAAAGAGGAAUGCUCAGAGAUGUACCAGAUAUCAUCAUUUCGACACCAACCAGAUUGGUCAAUCAUCUAAAGAAUCAAAACAUCAAAUUAGACAUGUCACUCGAAAUGUUGGUCAUUGAUGAAGCCGAUCUCGUAUUGUCAUAUGGCUACCAAGAAGACAUCCAAACCAUUAAAUCUUUUCUUCCAAAAGUUUGUCAAGGAUUUCUCAUGUCUGCCACCCUUACUCCCCAAGUUGAUGAACUUAAAAAACUUAUUCUUCAUACUCCUGCAAUUCUAAGAUUAGAAGAAGAUCAAAGUGAAAAGACAAAUCUUACAGAGUAUUCAAUCAAGACUGUUUCAUUUGAUAGAUAUCUAUUAAUUUUUACAUUGUUGAGAUUAAAAUUGAUGCAAGGAAAGAUUUUGUUUUUUGUCAAUGACACUUUCCAAUGCUACAAACUCAAAUUAUUCCUCGAACAAUUCCACAUCAGAGCUGCUGUACUAAACUCUGAAUUACCAAUCAAUUCAAGACAUCAUAUCAUUUUACAAUUCAAUAAGGGUAUCUAUGAUUAUUUGAUCGCAACCGAUGAAUCAUUUAAAUCAACAAAGUCGGAACUUAAAGAUUUUGAUGAAAUCGAUUCUGAAGAAGAAAAUGACCAAGAUGAUGUUUCUCAAGAUGAAGAAGAAGAAGAUAAUGAUGAAGACGAAGAAGAUAAUGAUGAAGACGAAGAAGAAGAAGAAGAAGAAGAAGAUCAAGAUAGUGAUGAGGAGAACCAAGAUCAAGAUAGUGACGACGAGGUUCAAGAGAUUCCAGAAAAGUCUACAUCUAAAAAAUCAAUUCAAGUUAAAGAAGAACCAAAAGAAAGCGAAGAAGAGCAAGAAGACGACGAGGAAAGUGAAAAUGAUGAAGAUUCCUUCUUUAGCAAAGGUGAAGAGAUGGAAGUCAAGGAAGAAGAGGAAGAAGAAAAGGACCGUAAACCAUCGAAAUUGGCUGACAAGGAAUAUGGUGUUGCUAGAGGAAUAGAUUUUAAGAAUGUUGAUAUUGUUAUAAACUUUGAUUUCCCUAGAACCUAUAAAAAUUAUGUACAUCGUGUUGGUAGAACAGCUAGAGGUAAUAGUAAAGGAGUGGCAUUGUCAUUUGUAACCAAGAGAAACGAGCCACUUUUAAAAAAGAUUCAAAGAAAGAGAGCUGAACACGGUUACAAUGUCAAGCCAUUUGAAUUCAAGAUGGCCACUAUCGAAGGAUUUAGAUAUCGUGUCGAAGAUGUUCUCAAUAGUGUCACCAAAAAUACUAUUUCCAGAGCAAGAAAGACUGAACUCGAGCAAGAAAUUAUUAAUAGCGAGAAACUCAAGAACCAUUUCAAGGAAAACCCAAAAGAUUUAGAAAUUUUAAAGCAUGAUAUCCCAUUGACAAGAAAACACGAUCUCAAGGAGCAUCUUGGCUAUAUUCCAGAGUAUCUUGUUCCAGAUGCUCUCAAAAAGACUGUCAAUGGAAAAUCUUCUUCUGGCAAGUUACCAAUCAUUAAAUCUGGUCGUGGCAACAGCAGCAACAACAACAACAACAAAAAUAGACAAUCACAAAACAAAAAGAGAAAAGGAAACUCUAGUGGUGGUCCAGUUAAAUUGUCUCAAAAGGAUGUAAACAAAUUUAAAGGUGAAUCAACAACAACAACAGCAGCAACAUCAGGUAAUAGACAAGUAAAGAAACAAAAGAAAUAA
This is a messenger RNA of Cavenderia fasciculata, 2139 nucleotides long. RefSeq names its product putative RNA helicase (gene ddx56). NCBI's taxonomy places the organism in Eukaryota, Evosea, Eumycetozoa, Acytosteliales, Cavenderiaceae. Gene Ontology annotation, cellular component: nucleolus. The transcript has 4 exons. Bases 1 to 2139 code for a protein of 712 amino acids. Gene Ontology annotation, molecular function: nucleic acid binding; ATP binding; RNA helicase activity. The record is from RefSeq and is a predicted model, not a curated record.